Molecule: messenger RNA, 6774 nt
Organism: Portunus trituberculatus (swimming crab)
Lineage: Eukaryota; Metazoa; Arthropoda; Malacostraca; Decapoda; Portunidae
Product: putative neural-cadherin 2
Exons: 32
Coding region: 997-6096 (1699 amino acids)
Biological process (GO): homophilic cell-cell adhesion
Cellular component (GO): plasma membrane; catenin complex
Molecular function (GO): cadherin binding; calcium ion binding
Source: RefSeq, a predicted model, not a curated record
CGCCCUAAGAAAAGUCACAAAGCGAAGAAAUAAAACAUUCUAGCAUUCCUAUCCCCCUAUGUGACGUAGAGGCGGUGAGGAAAUGAAGUAGGUGGAGAAAUCCUUGAGUGAGACGGCGGCAGGAGGGUGGCAGCGCGGCGAGGCAGAGGGAGAACUGAAGGCGCUCGCUCAGUCAGUCGCGUGCUUACCGCCGUACAGUCAAGACAUCCAGUGCCCCGCGACCUCCGCUGCCGCCACGACCACUCGAUCUUCCAACUUUCCUGGCGUCUCUAGAAAGAUUAAAGUGCAUUCUCGUAAACCAGGGGAGUGAUAAAGGUCACUAACACAAACACACACUGAUAUAAAAGAAACAUAUCCAGCGACACUCAAACAUACGUAUAAGUCCAGGAAGAAUAACAAAACUAAACAGCAAUCAAGCAACGUAAUAAAGUGAACAUUAUCGUGAGCACCAAAACACAGAGAAAAAGAGACGUACGUAACUAACAUUGAAAUACACAUGAAAACUCUUUAAAUCAUUCUCAGAAACAUAAAAUAGAUACAAAAGCAAGGAAGCCAAGAAAGUAAAACAUAUAACCAAUAAUAGUGAAACAUACACGAAUGAAGUGAACUAGGCAACCAACUAAACUGAACACCGGUUAUCAAAAUACAAAAAAAAAAAAAAAAACAAGCUAACCAGACAGUGAGAAAUAGGGCCGCAGCAAACACUGGAAAUAGAACAAGUACAGUCAAGACGUGGUGGCGAAUAACACACUGUUGAAAGAAACACGGAUAGAUUUGUGUGUUUGCCGAUCACAGAGAAAAGGAUGAGAGAAGAGUGAGAAAGAAAAACAAACUCUACGGCGUUCCCAAAGUGAUAUUCUUCGCCCAUCUCUUAAUCCUCUCCCUCUGUACCACGUCUCCCCUCACUUCUCACUCUGCGCACACAAGGAAAGCUAUCCCACGUCUUCCUUCCUACUUCAGUCCUUCACCUACGGGCACCACUGAGAGUACUUCGUCAUGGACCCUGCCAGGAUACUCCAAAUCAUCACUAAUAGUACAUGGAUGGUGACCCAGUUGGUGGGGAGCGACCCGGUGGAAUUCGAGCAGCCGGAAUAUGAGGUGACAGUCCCAGAGAACACGCGCGUGGACCACCUGCUGCGGCUGUCUGCCAGGGUGGUGGCGGCGGGCAGCGACUCAGUGCGGUACAGCAUCCGGGAAGGGAACGAGGAGGGACACUUCCACAUCACCCCCUCCACCGGCAACCUUUCCCUCAGGCGACCCCUUGACUACGAGCUGCGGCAACAGUAUGAGCUGUUGGUGGAGGCGUUGGCUGGCGAAGCAAGAGGUGAGGCGCGCGUGGUUGUGAAGGUGGAGGACCAGAACGACCACGCCCCGGUGUUCCUGAGGGCGCUGCACGAAACGCAGAUCACAGAGGAGGACAACAGACACCUGCCCAAGGUCAUACUCAAGCAAGUGACGGCGGUGGACGGUGACGCGGGUCGGUUUGGGAGUCUGCAGUAUACCAUUUCUGGGGACGGCAUCUUCACUAAUGGGUCGCGGCCUUGCUUCUCCCUGGACACCACCUCGGGCACCGUGUUGCUGCUGCGGCCUCUGGACCGCGACCCUCCCCACGGGCGGGCUCAGUGGCGCCUACGGGUGACGGCAACGGACGGAGAGCUUGAGGCACACACCGACGUUCGUGUUAAUUUGAAGGACGCCAACGACAACGCACCCUUCUUCCCCUCUCGCACCAUAACUGCCACUGUCUCUGAAAACAUCCCCGUUGGAUCCUCGGUGACGCACGUGACGGCUACAGACUAUGACGACCCCGAGGAGGGAGACAACGCCAAGGUGUCGUUCUCGCUGGAGAAGAACGCGGUUGACGAGUCUACCGGCAGAUCCAUCUUUGUCAUCGACAGCGAGCUCGGAGUGAUCACCACGGCGUUGUGCUGCCUCGACCGGGAGAAGACUCAACGCUACGUCCUGCAGGUGGUGGCGACGGAUGGCGGCGGUCUGAAAGGCACAGGAACGGUGGUGGUGGACAUAAAGGACGUGAAUGACGUACCGCCGAGGUUCUCGCGGUCUGAAUGGACGCUGGACGUGUCUGAGAGCCUUGGCCCAGACCAUGUACUGGCAACACUCACCGUCGUGGAUCCAGACGCCACCAACGACUUCGCCUUCAGGGUGGUGCCGGGCAGUGGGCGAGGCUGGCAGAUGUUCCGCGUAGAGGAAGGGGCGGGAACGGUGCCGACUGGAAACCUCAUGUCCGUGGAACCGCUUGACUACGAAGACCCCGACCACCGACAGGGCUUCACCUUUAGAGUUCAGGUCACGGACAGGGGGGAGGAGGGGUGGGGGCGCCGGCAGCACGUGGCGGAGACCUGGGUGAGGCUGAGGCUUCUGGAUGAGAACGACAACGACCCUGUGUUCAGUGAGGACCUCACGCGUCUGGUUCUGCCCGAGGACACCCCCAGGGGAUCCUUCCUCUCCUCCUUCACGGCCCUCGAUCCGGACAAGGGCGGACAGAGCCAGGUCCGAUACGAGGUGGAUCCGGCCAGCGAUCCCAGCCACCAGUUUGUCGUGGACGAGGCUGGAGCAGUGCGUCUGGUGGGCAGACUGGACCGAGAGGCGGCGGACACCCAUAGUGUGCUGGUGUGGGCGGUAGACGAUGGGGAGCCACCGAGGACCGCCACCGCCACCCUUGCAAUAAACGUGACAGAUGUGAAUGACAACCCGCCGUUCCUGUUGGAGCCUCGCGAGGUGAGCGUGACGGAGAACAGCGAGGCUCAGCUGGUCGCACGGGUCAAGCUAGGUGACCCCGACGACUGGCGGCAGGGUCACGGGCCACCCUUCACCAUCUCCCUGGACCCCCGUGCGCUGCCCCAUGUCACCGACAACGUCAGAGUUACGCUGGACAAGAGAGGGGACGACGGGCGGGGCGUGGGCGUGGUGUGGACACGGGCGGUGCUGGACCGAGAGGAGCGUUCUACCAUGCUUGUACCCCUGGUGGUCGGUGACGCCGGGUGGCCGUCUCUCACCGCCACCGUCACCCUCACCAUGCACGUAGUAGACCUCAACGAUAACCCCAUGGCGCCCGCCGCCAAGACCGUCACCGUGCACACCAUGCAGCACCGGGGAUCUGCAGUGCCCUUGGGACGCGUGUACGUUCGAGACCCCGACGACUGGGAUGACGUCGGCAAAACCUUCGCCUGGAAAGACCCACAAGCCGGAUUUUUCCUCGACACUUCCAGCGGCCACCUGACCAUGGCUCCCUCCACCCCGGAUGGCAGGUACCACCUGAGAUUCCUGGUGAGUGACAGCAACCAAGGGCAGAGGAACGUGGAGGCCAAUGUGACAGUCCAUGUGAGACUCUUGAACAGGAACGAAGUGGUCCACGCGUGCCCGGUAACGUUGGCGGCUGGGAGUCACAGCGUGGUGAGGCACGAUACCAAGGAGGGAGUGUCUAUGCUGAGUCGCCUGAUCGCCGCCGUACGACCGCUGGUGGGCGGAGCAGACACGGCGGUGCGGGUGGUGACCGUGCAGCCCCUGGAGGACGCAGGCGCCCCGGCCACGCGGGUCUGGCUAUCGGCCGUGGGAAUUGCCAAUUUUGAUUACAUCUUAUUGUAUCAUAUAAAACAACUGAGCGAGGCUUUAAGUAUCGGCAUAAAAGUGGGCGAGGUCACCUGCAGUGAAAGCGCCACACCCACACCGGAAGUGACGGCAGAGGAGAGGUGUGUCGGCGGAUGCUGGGUGGGCUUUGCUGACGACUUCAGUGUGGUGGAUGCCUUCUCCUCGGCGGUGGUGGGGCCACAUGUGGUGGUGCGGGGCCCUUGUGGCUGCACGACUGCCGCCACGCCUCAACAGGCCGCCUCCUGCUCCCCUGACACGUGUCUUAACGGGGGCAGGUGUCUCGCCACAUCCUCAGGCGUUAGGUGCAUCUGUCCUUAUGGCACGUGGGGUUCCCGCUGCAAGGUCCUCUCCAGGCACUUUGAGGCCAGCGGUGGGAGGAAGGGGACUGGUAUCGGGGCCACCACAGAUAGUGCCUGGGCGUGGGUACCGCCUAUCCCACCCUGUGCCGAGGUACAUCUGAGCUUGGAGGUUCUGAGCACAGCGAAGACAGCAACACUGCUCUAUUCUGGCCCACAAGAAGGUUCCGACCAUGGCGCAGGUGUGCGUGAUCUACUACUGCUGGAGCUGCGUCAGGGACGGCCAAUGUUACUGCUAAACCUUGGCGAUGGCCCGAUCACUCUGAACCUGGAUGCCUCUCCUUCCAUGGCCGACAACACGUGGCACAGGAUAGACCUCAUCUGGAGGGAUGAGGUGGUGGAGAUGAUCGUGGAUCUGUGUUUAGGAAGUAGCUGGGAUGAAUCACCUGUGCCUUCUUUGGGACCUGCCCUUAACCAGUCGUCCGCACCUCUCCGUCCAGACACACACACUUGUAGAAGUGUUACUAAACUGCCAGGGAGUGCCCGUGUCCUUAAUACAAGUGGGGUGCUUCAGGUGGGCGGCUUGGUGCCUACAAAAGUAGUGAGUGAUGAUGCAAAGCUGCCACGCCCGCCACACUUCCGCGGCUGCAUCAGAAACAUCAGAGUCAAUGGCAAGUUGAUUGACCUGGGCAGCAGUGUACUGGGUCAGGCCAGCACUCCAGGAUGCCCCGCCGCAGACUGUCUUGCCAACCAUGUCGUGUGCGGAGUGCAUGGCAGGUGUCGAGGGUCGCCGGGGUCACUGCAGUGCGAGUGCCAGCAGGGAUGGGGCGGGCCGGGCUGUGCCUUGCCCACCACGCCCGUCACUUUCUUCCCCAACAGUUACGUCAAGCUGGCUCUCUCAUUCUCUCCCCUGGCCUACACCACCUCUAUCACUCUCAGGUUCCGCACCGUGAGGAGGAGAGGCGAGCUGGUAGUGCUGUCAUCACAGCAUGGCCGGGACAGCUGGUCUGUGCAGCUGGUGGGUGGUCGCCUGUGUGCGGUGCUGCGCCUCCACCCACGACUCCCAGUUUCCACAUGUCUCUCGCGGGUCGUCCUCACCGACGGGCGCUGGCAUUCCCUUGCUGCCACCAGGUUUGGCUCGUCAAUCUUUCUGGUGGUGGACGACGGGGAUGGUGAUCUGCACAACGCCUCGCUGUUGCUGGAGGGACAACAAUUCCUGGAGGUGGACAAACAAGAGGGCGUCUACGUGGGAGGGUCUCCUCACUUUCAGAAUGCUGGAUUUCUCAGUAUCCAAGGAGAUUUCUUUGAUGGCUGCAUCGACGACCUGCGCAUCUCAGGCUGCAGUGUGCCGCUACCGCCUGCUGUCAACAGCACGAUAUGGGGCCAGGCAAGCGCCUUCAAGGGAGUGCAGGAAGGCUGCAUUGCUGCGCCAUCUUGCACCAAUGUGUCCUGCACACCACCACUAUCUUGCGUCGAUACCUGGAGGUCCUACCACUGUGGGUGUGGCGAGGGCCGCGUGUUGGGCAGGAGUCGCAUGGCGUGUGAGGAUGAGGAUGAGUGUGCGUGGCGGCCGUGUCUCAGCGGCGGCUCGUGCUUCAACACUCAGCCAGGUUACGUGUGUUCCUGCCCAGCUGGGUUCAAAGGACAACACUGCCAGCUGCCCGAGGUGGGACACACUUCCCUCCAGCUGCCCAUGGGGGUUCUGGUGACCAUAGCAGUGUGGUGCACCUUCUUGAUGUUGUUGUUGUGUGCAUUUUUGCUACAUCGUCGCACUGCGCUGCGCAGGAAUCUGGCAGAAACUAAAGGCCACACGACAGACUGUAAAGAUGAGUCAUUGACCACGCAUAGCCAAACAUCUAAUCUGAUGGAAUUACAGCUAUUGAAGCCGCCGCCAGCCAACGGCCAGCCCGCCUGGACCAGGAACCCCAACAUAGCUGACGUGGACGUGUUGCGGGUGGAUGCAGUAACGCCGGUCAGCCACAGGGAGGAGGCGAGUGAGGGCGGCAACAGUGUAGGGACUUCGCCACAGCUGCGAGAGAACGCCCAGGGUGGGAAAAGGAGGAGGAUCAACAAAGGCAAGCAUGAGAAUACGCCACCUACAGGAGAUGACCUGAGAAACUAUGCUUACGAGGGUGAAGGUUCCUCCCCAGGAUCUCUCUCUUCUUGUGAGUGUUCGGCGAAGGAGAGAUGACGGGUGCUGCAGUUUGAAUCGCCCUGGCGUGGAAUGGCCGUGAGGAGCGGCGGUCAGUCCACCUGUGGCGAGGCCUUCCCGCCGGGGAUGCCAUCUUAACAUGGCCAUUGACCAGUCGGCGGAUGGCGAUGAAUCCUGCUCAUGCAAAUAAAGGAUAAUGGACUUAAGAGACUUAAUGUAUAUUGAUAUGACACACGGCCAAUGGUAGCAGCCUGCGCGUCCACUCUAUAGCUGCGGCAUGAUCUUUCCUGGUUGAAGUGUCUCCCAGCGAGUGUAAUGCAGCCUCAGUUCCAAAUCCAGCGGGCUGCUGACCAUCCUGCCCGGCCAGUACGUUGUGUCCUCGCUGUCCUCGUGGUCGCCAUGCCAGGCGGGUUGCUCAGGAUACAUCAGAAGCAGACAUCGUCUGAUGUUGCGGAACCUGGAAAGCAGCACUUGACACUGGAGAGGAAAGACAACAGCGUGCAAGGAGUUGAACCAGCUUUGGGACAACUCUCGUCUGUGUCUAUUGAGCUGCACGGUGCUCUGUGUCUGGGAUUGGAGUGCUCUACUCAAUCCAGCAACGAAUCCAAGUGUCUGGCAGCAAUCCUGUCCAUAUUCCCACAUUCGCGGUCUCUUACCAAGAUUAAGUAAUCCAGCCAGGUGAGGCUCCCGAGCCUCGAGGAUUCUUGCAUCUUCUGA